Messenger RNA from Colletotrichum abscissum, 1351 nucleotides. Its product is annotated as fungal specific transcription factor. The record is from RefSeq and is a predicted model, not a curated record. Gene Ontology annotation, molecular function: zinc ion binding; DNA binding. Gene Ontology annotation, biological process: DNA-templated transcription. The annotation marks the transcript as partial. The transcript has a single exon. Lineage: Eukaryota; Fungi; Ascomycota; Sordariomycetes; Glomerellales; Glomerellaceae. Gene Ontology annotation, cellular component: nucleus.
CCUCUUCCGGCGAAACGAUCAAAGCCGCCGACUGUGCCGAGGCAGGUAGUGGAAGUCGGGCAUGUCCGGAAGCGAGUGAAGAAGCUCGAAGAUGCAACGUCCUCUGAUGGGAGUACUGCUGCGGCACUUGCUCAGGAAGUCCUUUCGGCGCCCUAUCUUACCGUCGACUUGUGGCAUCAACUCUUCGACAUAUACAAGCUGCACUUCGCUACCGAACUCCCGUUUUUGCACCUCCCAACUCUCAAAGUCAUCGUUCACGAUAAAGAGAACGAGAGGGCGUCAACCGAAUCGAAUCUGGUUCUAUUGGGCAUUCUGGCUCUCACUGCAAGAUUUCAUCCCGACUUGGUCAAAAAUGUGGCACACCUCACACACGAAAAGAUCGCGCACCCCAAGUCUCGCGGUAUACUAACCAGUUCGGCGCCGUCAAUAGCCUCAGAGUACUUCGCAAACGCUCUGACAAAGGCACUGGGGCCACUCGAAUCAGCCUUGACAUCAGCGACUGUCGUCCGUGUCCAAGCUUUUCUCAUGCUGGGCUUGUACAAAUGGAGUCAGCCGAAUGGCGGCUUGGCUGCAUGGAUGUAUGUUGGCGUUGCCAUACAGAUGGCUCAAGGCUUAAAAUUGGGGUUUAGAGACAAGCCUUUAGGCGGCAAGAGAACUCUGCCCUUGUCUCCUCGGUCAAGUAAAUCUGCCCAACCACCCUCCGACCUUUGGAAAGAUCAGGAGGUGAGGCGUCGUACCAUGUUCAGUUGCUUGAUACUGGAUCGUCUCCUAUCCUGCGGAUCAGAUCGGGUUUCUAUGGUUCGGUCCGACGAUCUUCAAAUCCAGCUGCCAUGCACUGAACACGCCUCCGACCUUGGCCGUGUCGUCUACACCGGAUUCUUGCGGCAGAUGGGACAUGGCAUGGAGCCACCAAUAGAUGACAGCGUGUUGAGUCGAUUCGUGCAACUAGCAGAUUUCUGGGGCGAUAUUACCAAGUACAGUUUCGCGGGCGGCCGCCAUACGGAAUCCCUUCCGCCGUGGGACCAAGAGUCGACUUUCUAUCAACUGAAUAAAAAGGUAGACGGCUUUUACGCACACCUUCCGGAAGAGUUCACCUGGUCCAACUCGAACUUUUGGAAACACGACAGUAGCAUGUAUACAUCGCUUCACAUGCUGGGUGCCCUAUGCAAAAUCAUGCUGCAUCGCGAAUACAUCCCGUUCAUCGCCAUCAAAUGUUCUGAGCCGGUCGGCCCUCUGGAUGAGCCUGUAUUCAACCGCGAAACUGUUCCCGACCACUUUUGGGAACGAAGCGCAGAGCAGGUUUUCAAAGCUGGAAGGGAUAUCAUCGACCUCAUCUCGACAUGCAGAGACA